Molecule: messenger RNA, 1089 nt
Organism: Lachancea fermentati
Lineage: Eukaryota; Fungi; Ascomycota; Saccharomycetes; Saccharomycetales; Saccharomycetaceae
Source: the annotation of a GenBank genome assembly
AUGCAAGAGGUCGUAGAAAACAGGGCAGUUACAUUUAAAGGCAGAAAUGACCCGAAUGAGAUUACUUCUGAGACAUUGAAUCUUGGCACCUGUUACUCUGAUGACGAAAUUGUCAUCCAAGUUCACGCUGCGGCGUUAAAUCCGGUUGAUUUACUUGUGAAAGCUUACGCAUAUUCGUGGAUUGCAGGAUCAGAACCAAAGACUUUUUCAAGGGAUUACAGCGGGAUAAUCGUUCGGAAAGGUAAACACAUCGAGGAAUUUGAUGUCGGCGAUAAGGUGGUUGGGACUUUUGACCAUCUUUUUGGUAAAGAGGGAUCUUUGAGCAACUAUUUGACACUAGAUCCAAAAAAACAUCCUUCAAUCACCAAAAUGCCCAGCUUUGGCGAUAGCGAGUACGAUGAUUUUGUGUUGAACGCUGCAUGGCCGCUUGUUUUCGGAACUGCUUACAUGGGCCUCGGUCUGUUAGACAAGAGCCAGAACCUAGGUCCUGGUUCGCGCAUAUUGGUGAUUGGAGCCUCAACUUCGGUGUCAAAUGCUCUGGUACAAAUCGCUAAGAAUCAUUUGAAGGUCAAGUCCGUGGUAGGAAUAUGCUCCAAAAGCUCAUUCGAGCGUAACAAGGAAUUGGGUUUUGACCACCUAGUUGCCUACGACGAAGGGCCUGUCACCGAUGGGGUCAAAAACCUGAUUGACACCGAAUUCAAUGGUGGCAAGUUUGACUUGAUUUUCGACUCAGUUGGAAAUUCGGAGUUCAUUCCUAGGAUCGAAGACUUUCUGAAGCCAAUCAGCGAAAACUCUUACUAUCGCACCAUUGUUGGUGAUGCAAAAUUGAAGUAUACCUCUCCAAGUGUGCUGAGGUCCUUUAUACCAACCGAAUUUUUCAAAAGAUUUGGUCCUUUCAAGAAAUAUAACUACAAGAACUUCUUGCUCGCUCCAUCAAAAAAUUAUAUGGAGCUUGGCGCUAAAAUGAUUAGUGCCAAGGAAUUCAAACCAUCGAUAGAUUCGGUCUUUGGGUUUGACGAUUAUGCGGACGCUUUUGAUAGGUUACUUUCAAACAGGGCUAAGGGCAAAAUUGUAAUCAAAGUUACGUAA